Leucoraja erinaceus (little skate) is the source of this 4638-nucleotide messenger RNA. Its product is annotated as muscarinic acetylcholine receptor M3-like. Gene Ontology annotation, molecular function: G protein-coupled serotonin receptor activity; G protein-coupled acetylcholine receptor activity. The record is from RefSeq and is a predicted model, not a curated record. Lineage: Eukaryota; Metazoa; Chordata; Chondrichthyes; Rajiformes; Rajidae. Gene Ontology annotation, biological process: adenylate cyclase-inhibiting G protein-coupled acetylcholine receptor signaling pathway; chemical synaptic transmission; saliva secretion. Gene Ontology annotation, cellular component: dendrite; synapse; plasma membrane.
AUUUUCGGUCACGUGAGGGGGGAUCUACGCUCAUUUGACAUUUGGUGAAAUCACCCUAUAGACAGCACCCGAAGUCAGGAUUGAACCCGGGACUCUGGCACUGAAAGGCAGCAACUCUACUGCUGCGCCACUGAGCCACCCUAUAAAUUGGUCACAAAGCAAUUUAUUUAUCUCCCAAAUAAACUUUAUACAGACAGACCGCUGAGAUCGAAGGCGACACAGCGGGGUGCCACCUGCUACCAGAUCGCCAUUGCGAGAACAUAAGACUGUUCGAUUAACUUUCUGUAACUUUGUCGGUCCAGAAACAUGGCGACUCUUAUGUACCGGUAUGAUAUUACCGGAUUGUACACAAAACAAAGCAUUUCACUGUACAUGUGACAAUAAAGUAUCAUUGAAUAGGGUCACAGAGUCAUGGAAACAGGUGCUUCGGCACAACUUGCCCGCACUGACCAUCAGAACUAUAACAGAACUAAACACAAUACUCUAAGUACAACCUCUCCAACUUCUUUUAUAAAUGCAACAUGUCCUCCCAAUGUUUAUACUCAAUACUUUGACUGAUGAAGAGUAUCAGUGCCAAAAUCGUUUUUUGACCACCUCAUCUACCCGUGACCACCUCAUCUACCUCAUCUGUGACCACCUCAUCUACCUGCCACUUUCAAGGAACUAUGCACCUACACACCUAGAUUCCUCUGCUCUACAACACUACCCAGAGCCCUACUUUUCACUGUAUAGGUCCUGCCCAUAUUAGACUUUCCGAAAUGCAACCUCCCAUUUCUCUGGGUUAUAUGCAAAACAAAGCAUUUAACUGUACAUGUGACAAUGUGUCAUUGAAUCAAUAGAAACUAUUUAGUCAUACAGCCUGGAAAUUUAUCCACACCGACCAACAUGUCCAAUCUACACCAGUCCCACCGUUUGUUACAAAACAAGAACAGUGCAAAAACUCUCCCGACAUUCUCAACGUUUAUACACACAUCCAUUAGUGUUAUAUUCGGUCGUGUUCACAAGCUAUCCUCAUGCCAGGCACCCUUGCCACACACAUGGCCGUAUGUGUUAAUAUUGUUCUUUGUGCCUCUUCAUAUCUUUAGUUUCCCUCUCCCCCAACUCUCAGUCUGAAGAAGGGUCUCAACCCCAAACGCCACCUGACCCCUUUCUCCAGAGAUGCUGCCUGACGCGCUGAGUUACUCCAGCAUUGUGUGUCUGUCUCCUACGCCGAUAUUGUCAGCCUGUUCUCUCGCACUGUGCUUAACGAUUCAUCUCGGCGUGCAUAUGGACUAGGUAGGUGUGCCGGCCCUGACAUCACAAGUCACAGCAACAAAUCAGCCCAGUACACAGGCGGUAGCAAUUGACGAGCGCCUGAGAGGCAUUCCAGUGCAAGCAGAGGGGGGGUUGCAAAGCGGCGGCGGUGGCGGCGUGAGCUGUUCAGGGCAAGGGGAUUUACUGAAAGGGAGAGUGGAGAGCGUCACGGCGCAGCGGCGCUCGUUAGGACUUGGCGGGGCUAUCCCGGUGGAUUAAUGUAUAGCGUGGGACGGCAAACUUACUGCACAUUGUAUUCUGCGUAUCACAUUCGCUUCAAGUGCUGAGCGGGAGAAAGAUAAACAGAGAUAUUGAAGGAGUAAAGGAGCUGGUGAUGCAAACAGUCUCAAUCAUGUCCUGCUUGUACUCUGGCUUGACUGUGGAUCCAUGAAGGAAUUACUCGCAGACAAUGAUUGCUCAUAGCAUCGCUUCAGGGCACAUCUACUGUAUCAUGCCAGGCUGCUCGAUGUAUAAUGAAUGUCCCAGGACUAGGUUGAGCUGCUGCAGUUUAAUCUGGCAAGACUAGUCAAUCAAAUUGUUGAGCCGCUUUCUCACAGCGCAGGAGACCCGGGUUUGAUCCUGACCUCAGGUGCUGUCAGUGCAGAGUUUGCAUGCUCUCCCUGUAACCGCGUGGAUUUUCUCCAGGUCCUCCGGUUUCCUCCCGCAUCCCAAAGACGUGGAGUUUGUCGGUGCAUCCUGGAAGACAACCAGUGUCUGCUCGAAAAUAUGCCAGGAAGCCAUGAUGAUCCCAGAUCAGAACAGCACAGCUUCCUCGUUGUUUUUCAAUUCCAACCUCUCGUGGAACAGGGGAUCCCAGGACGGGGUGGUCCUGGGCGAAGGUGCUAUGGACGGGAUCGCCGGCAGCCUCCUCGGUUCGUCCAUGCGUCCGCCCGCGGCCUCCCUGGCAGUGAACGCCACCGUCAUCGGUAACAGCACAGCCGACCCUCGGGGCCACGCCGUCUGGCAAGUCAUCCUGAUCGCCUUCUUCACCGGCAUACUCUCGCUGGUGACCAUCAUCGGCAACAUCCUGGUGAUGGUCGCCUUCAAGGUGAACAAGCAGCUGAAAACGGUGAACAACUACUUCCUGCUCAGUCUCGCCUUUGCAGACGUGAUAAUUGGAGUGAUUUCAAUGAACCUGUACACCACCUACAUCAUCAUGGACCGCUGGGCUUUAGGCAACGUGGUGUGUGACCUGUGGCUGGCUAUUGACUAUGUUGCCAGUAACGCCUCUGUCAUGAACCUUCUGGUUAUAAGUUUUGACAGGUACUUAUCCAUCACACGGCCGCUCACCUACAGAGCUAAACGAACUCCCAAGAGAGCUGCAAUAAUGAUUGGCCUUGCUUGGAGUGUUUCAUUUGUCCUCUGGGCUCCCGCCAUUUUGUUCUGGCAGUAUUUUGUUGGCAAGAGGACAGUGCCACCAAAUCAGUGUUUAAUACAGUUUUUAUCGGAACCAAUAAUAACUUUUGGCACGGCCAUUGCUGCGUUUUACCUGCCGGUCACCAUCAUGACCAUCCUGUACUGGAGGAUCUACAAGGAGACAGAGAAACGCACUAAGGAGCUGGCAGCCCUGCAGGCUUCAGCCCGCGACAUGGAGCCGAUGCACCUUGUUCGCCCUGCCGCCAGCAGCACGAGGAGCUGCAGCAGCAACGAGCUGCAGAGGGCGAAGGGCAAGAGGCGGCUGGGCAGUUGUCACUUCUGGCCCCUUCUCUCCAAGUCGUGGAAGGCCAGCGCGGAGGGGGAGCCAGAGCCCAGCAGCAGCGACAGCUGGAACAACAACGACGGCGGCGGCGGCUCCCUGGACCACUCGACCUCUUCCGACGAGGAGGACGUGGUGUCGGAAACCAGGGCGAUUUACUCCAUUGUGCUGAACCUCCCCGGGCUUCAGGCAGCCGCCACCGCCGGGUUGUCCAAGUCGGACAACGUGGAUCUGUGCGCUGACAAACUCAGCGAAGACGACGCCGACGAGAAGGAAGGGAAGUUCAAGGAGGAGCAGGAGAACAGCUUCCAUCAACAUUUCGCCAAGCUCCCCACUCACUCCAUGCCCUCAAUGCAUCCUUCCAAGACCAUGGGAGGGAUUUCCGCAUUAGCAAAGUCAUCCUCGUCCAUGCCCCUGUCUUUCAGAGAAACCACCACCUCGAAAGCAUUUGCCACGAAGACGAGGACGCAGAUAACAAAGCGUAAGAGGAUGUCGCUGAUAACGGAGAAGAAGGCCGCACAGACCCUUAGUGCCAUUUUGCUGGCGUUUAUCAUCACAUGGACACCUUACAACAUCAUGGUGCUGGUGAACACCUUCUGUGACAAGUGUGUCCACGACGCACUGUGGCGCCUGGGCUACUGGCUGUGUUAUGUUAACAGCACGGUGAACCCCAUGUGUUACGCGCUAUGCAACAAGAACUUCAGGAACACUUUCAAAGCGUUGCUGCUGUGCCGGUGGGAACAGAAGAAGAGGCGGAGGCAGCAGUAUCAACUGAGACCGUCUGUGGUCUUCCAUAAAAGGAUUCCGUGCCAAGCUUCCUGAAGCUGCACUUUGCAGACCGUGACCGGUUCUGCUUGGUAGCAAUUGCAUUGUGUUUCUCCGUCUCCUUGUUGAACACUGCAUUGUUCAAGACCCAUACUGGCUAUCAGUGUUGUGAGCACAUGGCUGGCGUAAAUGCUGCUUUUGUAUUAUGUGUCGGAUUGUGUUUACAUGAUGUAGACAGCAGUACAAGUAUUUAAAGUAGUGCUGAUGUAUUUAAAUUGUGUAAUUUUGUCCUUCUGUUCAUAUGAGGUUCAUGUACGCUUUGGCUUAAUAUUUAUUUGACAUCAACAAAGCACUUAAGUCCUAAACCCUAUUAUUCAAUGCAGCAUUACAAAUGCUGCAUUUCGCACCUCAGUCCUGGAGAGUACUCCUUACCUCAACUUGCACAUGUGUUUCCACUCCCUUCCUUCCUUUCACCUGUGGUACGGUGGUACAGUGGUAGAGUCGCUGCCUCACAGCACCAGGGUCCCGGGUUCAAUCCUGACCACGGGUGCUUGACUGCUUGGAGUUUGUAUAUUCUCCCUGUGACCUCGUUAGUUUUCGCCGGGUGCUCCAGUUACCUCCCACAUUCCAAAAACAUGCGGGUUUGUAGGUUCAUGUAGACACAUGGUGCUGGAGUAACACAGCGGGUCAGGUAGCAUCUCUGGAGAAACAUCAUCCAUCCUUUUCCUCCAGAGAUGCUGCCUGACCUGCUGAGUUACUCUGGCACUUUGUGUCCAUCUUUGGUAUAAACCAGCAUCUGUGGCUCUUUGUUUUGACAGGUUUGUGGGUUAAUUAGCUUAUGUAAAUUGUCCCUAGUUUGUAGGAUGGAACUAGUGUAUGGGGGU